Molecule: messenger RNA, 1233 nt
Organism: Pyrus x bretschneideri (Chinese white pear)
Lineage: Eukaryota; Viridiplantae; Streptophyta; Magnoliopsida; Rosales; Rosaceae
Product: eukaryotic translation initiation factor 2 subunit beta
Exons: 10
Coding region: 141-956 (271 amino acids)
Biological process (GO): translational initiation; formation of cytoplasmic translation initiation complex; formation of translation preinitiation complex
Cellular component (GO): eukaryotic translation initiation factor 2 complex
Molecular function (GO): translation initiation factor binding; translation initiation factor activity; mRNA binding
Source: RefSeq, a predicted model, not a curated record
AACUCUUUCCCAACCGAGCGAAAAAGCAAACCAAUAACGUCACACAGAACAGAGGAAUCGAUUAGGCAAACACUCACAGUCGCAGCCACACCCACAGCCGUAGAGGGAAACCAGCUCUCCGUCGCCGUCCUACAUACAUCAUGGCGGAUGACAAUCAGAAUGAGGUGAAGGACGAGGUGGUAGCAGAUAUUGCCCCCUUUGAUCCUACUAAGAAGAAGAAAAAGAAGAAGGUUGUUAUUCAGGAUACUACUGAUGAUUCUGUGGAAAAGUUGGCUGAGAAAGCGGAAAGCUUGACAGUUUCUGAGGGGCAGGAGAGUACAUUUGCUGGUUUGAAAAAGAAGAAGAAGAAGCCAGUUGAGACCAGUAUCUUGAAUGAAGAGAGUGGCGAUGCAGUGGAAGAUUUAAAUGAGCGCACUGGUGAGGAAGAGGAAGGAGAAGGGAUUGUUCUAGAGACUCCAUCAUAUCCUUGGGAGGGGAGUGAUCGUGACUACACUUAUGAAGAGCUUCUUGACAGGGUGUUUAACAUACUUCGCGAAAAUAACCCGGAUUUGGCUGGAGACAGGCGUAGGACAGUGAUGAGGCCUCCACAAGUUCUUCGUGAGGGCACAAAGAAAACUGUUUUUGUGAAUUUCAUGGAUCUAUGCAAGACGAUGCAUAGGCAGCCAGAUCAUGUCAUGGCAUUCUUGCUUGCCGAGCUGGGAACAAGUGGAUCACUUGAUGGGCAGCAGAGGUUGGUUGUUAAGGGAAGAUUUGCACCAAAGAAUUUUGAAGGAAUACUGCGGCGAUAUGUCAAUGAAUAUGUCAUUUGCCUUGGGUGCAAAAGUCCAGACACUAUACUUUCAAAGGAGAAUCGCCUCUUCUUUCUCAGAUGCGAGAAGUGUGGUUCUGGACGAUCUGUCGCUCCAAUUAAAGCUGGAUUUAUGGCUCGUGUUGGGAGAAGGAAUGCCGGAACAUAAUCUUAGCCUGUUUCGACUCAUUGUUUACUAGCAGUUGUUGAGUUUUGAGUCGCGUGUUUGCUCUCUACAACAGUAACAAGUUCUGUGACGUUCGGGUGUUGAGAAUUUUUUUGCACUGUUUCACAGUUAUAUCUGUGUGUAGUGCUUACUGACCUUUUUAAAAUGUAGCUUUUGCUGAUGGUGCUUAAUUGUUUGCUGUUUAGCAAUAACUCGGAUGUAUGAAAGCUGCUUACAUGUUUGCUGUUUUAGCAAUAACUCCGAUGCAUUAUCUGCUCAA